Molecule: messenger RNA, 2376 nt
Organism: Dichotomopilus funicola
Lineage: Eukaryota; Fungi; Ascomycota; Sordariomycetes; Sordariales; Chaetomiaceae
Exons: 3
Coding region: 1-2376 (791 amino acids)
Biological process (GO): positive regulation of transcription by RNA polymerase II
Cellular component (GO): nucleus
Molecular function (GO): zinc ion binding; DNA-binding transcription factor activity, RNA polymerase II-specific; transcription cis-regulatory region binding
Source: RefSeq, a predicted model, not a curated record
AUGACGCCCGGCAGCAGCAGCCAUCACCCUAGUGCCCCCCGGUAUGAGACGCCGCAUUCGAACCGCCAGGGGACACCAAGCGCCUCUCCCGUCGGCGCAAGCCAGUUUAGGAAUCCAAACUCUCGGAGGACGACUCUACCGUCAGCUCCUACAGGGCCCGUCAGCACCAACAACGAUGGUCCUCGGAGGGCUAGUGGGAAGCCAUCGUCUGCUUCAACAAGCCCCGCCGCGGGCAAGUCUAAGCGGGUGCGCACAGGCUGCUUGACCUGUCGGGAGCGCCAUCUCAAGUGUGACGAGGGCGUCCCGGAGUGUAACAACUGCCGGAAGAGCAAUCGGGAAUGCAGGCGUGGGAUACGACUCAACUUUAUUGACAUCCAGGUCAAGGACCCGCCAUAUUUAUCUCCCUCGGCGGAAUGGUCGGUUCAAAUAUUGGAUGAGUCGCGGUCCAUCGCGUCCGAAUAUAAAGGGGGACUAGGACGAUAUGCGUCGGCAAUACCCUCGCCACCACCUGCCGAUUCGGACGUACCGGGUGGAAGAAGGGUCGAACGACCCGGGUUCUCUGAGCCCGCGGAAUACCGUUUUCCGGAGAACGGUCACCAUGGAGACGGCCCAGCCACUCGAGACCCGUAUCACCCCCAUGAUGUCGGCCAGCCACCCCCGCCUCAUGAACAGCCGAACUAUCACGCCGGCCCGGAAACCCAUGUGUGUCUCGGCCGUACGCCCCCGACGGCCCGACCAGCUCAAAUGUCACAACCGAGCCGUGCUGCGCAUGUGCGCGAUUCAUCCACUUAUUCUACGCUUCAUGCCCCUGACACGGCUAAUGAGCACGGCCCCCAUGUAUCCCAUGUUCCCCAUAUGAGGGAUCGGGGCGUCUUGUUCACCCCAUCACGAUUAACUCCCCAACCUACCGAGCCACCAUCGUAUAGCUCCCGUCCCGUUACGCACACCAUUCAAAGCCAGCCGCUUUCUACGCCUACUGGACUCAUGACCCCAUCAAGCGAGAACACUUCUUGUGAACGAGACUAUCUCAGCACAGAGGAAGAGAUUCGCUUCUUGCAGGUCUUUAUCGACGACGUGUCAACCUGGAUGGACGCGAUGGGGAAAGUUAGACACUUUGCCAACAUAGUGCCAUAUCUAGCUUUAAGAUUGCCCAUGUUGCUUAACGCUCUUCUGGCCUGCGGAGCCCGACAGCUUACCUUGAUCGGCCAACACGACGGCGAGAGGGCGGAUUAUUAUUACCACCUGGCCACCACCCAGCUCUCGCGUAUCCAGCAAGAACGGGGCUCUGACCUAAGUGACUGCGCUCUUACGGCGGUUGUACUCGACGCAUACCACAUCAUGGAGGACAACCUUACCCAACGUAUGGGCCAUAUUGCGUCAACCCGCGCUCGCAUUCGGGACUGCGGUUGGGAUGCAUCCUCAACCGGUCUCGGCGCUGCAUGUUUCUGGGUCAAUAUUGGCAUGGACGUCCUCAGUUGUCUUGCCUUUGGCUGGCCGAUAGCGUGGGAUCCAGACCAAUGGGGAAUGGAUCAGGAGUUUAUGACUGCUGGAAGCGUCAGUCGAAGCGGCAGCCGCAGUAUUGCUGGAAGUGAGGACUUAUGGCUUAGCCCCAUUCACGCUGAUCCCCAAUCCGAGCACCACCAGUCUGCGACCCACGACAACCCCGACCACAACGAUGAGGAGGUUUGGCUGCGCCGCAUUUUUCACAUCAUGGCCAAGGUCGUCAACUUCCGCGUCCACACGCCACAGUUUCAAGAACCGUCGCCGCAUGAGGAACAAGUGCGCUUGCAAAACCGUCUCUCCGAGUGGCGGCGGUUGCAGAAUAUGUGCAAUGCCUGGAACCUCAAUUGCCCGCGGUCGAUGCGGCCGUUCGGAUACUCCUCGGGACCGUCACCGAGAUCUCUCUUUCCAAACGUUUGGCUCAUAAAACCCUCUUCCAAACUCGCCCGCCUCUUCUACCACACGGCUAUGUGUCUCCUCGCCCAGACCAACCCACUCGAUCCUCGUGACAGCCGUGAGAACCGCGCCUCACAGUUACACCAUGCCCAUCACGUUUGCGGUAUUGUCGCGCACGCCACCGCAGUUUCUACUACCAAUACAAAAGCGACUCUCAGAAUCAAUGGCAACGGCGUCCACCGUCCUGACCAUGUCAGAGACUCCAGACCAGCGCCGAGAUCUGUAUCCAACAACAACAAGUCUGACCGAGCGGUUAUCUCCGUUGCUGUUCGCACACUUGCUGCGGUCAGUGAUGCCUUGGUUGACCGGGCUGAGCAGGACGAGGUGUUGGAUGUGCUAGACCGGAUUACGGGGGAGACGGGGUGGCGGCUUGGGAGGGUGAUGGAGGAGAUUAAGGGGGGUUGGGGGAGGGUGGAUUAG